GUUCGAACAUUCGGUGAAGAUUCGAUUCUGAUUCGAUUGAUUCGAUUCGAUUCACGCGAGAACCCCGACGAAACGUGUGACGAUGUCGGAACAACACGCACAACACACCCAAGAAGAUUCUGAUGUCGUUGAGGUGCCCAGAUUCGUCGAGCCGUAUCAUCACCCAGGAAGCCGUAGCAACAAACGACACACAACAACCACAACAAAGAAGAAGGAUACGCCACCUUCCUUUUGUUGUCCCCAAUAGUAAAGCUAAAGUGCACAAGAAAAUGAACCCAAGCUAUUCCCAGCAGCAACAAGACACCACCACCCACCAACGAGAAAGAAUAUAGCAACGAUCGAGAAAUCGUUGCAUUCCCCACUUCCCUUUUAUCACCUUACUAUUAUUAUUGACUGCCAUUCAUUCAAAUAUACAUUCCGAAUCGAUACCAGAUAUAUACCGUACACUACAACUCGUGUGGCGUCAGAAUACCGUAUCAGAAGAAGCAGACCAGCUUGAUGACUGAAAGAGCAAUUCUGACUGCGCUACCUUCAUCUACCUGAACCCCACUACUUCCACAACACUACCGCCACGAAACCCCAGGGUAAUCCCUCUUUCAUUAUCUUCCUGCGAUCCUUGAUCUGCUGAUUAUCAUCAACUGUGUACCUUCUGCUACCUACUCUAGCUGGUACCAUACCAUCAGCUUCCUAUUGAUCGGCUACCGGUACCUCGCCAGAAAAACGCCUGUGCUUAAUACUCAUUCCCCCAACAACAAUGUCUGGACGACGACGCUCUUCCUCCUUGGGGAUUGCCACCGGCAAGGCGGAUGCCUCUUUGGCCGUACCAUCAUCUCUUUCACUGGAAGCCUUGGAAGCGACCCAGAAACUAUGGGAAUUGGUAUUUCUCGCCAUGGAAGAUCCCACGUCCAAACAAACUCUGCUGCACUCGUCCGGGAAUGUUUGCCUCAUCAAAGCAUUGCUAGACCGGGCUCAUCAACUGGAUCAUUACAGUCGAUCGGCUAGCAGCAGCAACAGCAAAACAAACAACAACAAUUCUCAGCUCUUGUCCUUAUUACACAAUUCCCAAUGGCUAUCCACCAUGCUGCAACAUGGAGACGGAGAAUCUGGGUACACACCGCUCCACAGAGCCGUGCUCCAGGCAGACUUGCCCGUCAUUUUAUUGCUAUUGCGAUAUUCCAUGGCGUUGUCCUCCAAAGUGGACAGCAGUAUCAGCAACAAGAACCGUGAGGAGGAGAAAUGGACCAGUGUCAUGUCCAAGAGGCUCCUGCACCGGCCAUUGGCAUUGCUACAAGGAGGAGACGGCCUAUCCAUUCAUGACGACGCACGAGCCGUACUCCAAACUAUGGAUGCCGAAGGAUUGACUGCUUUUCAAUUGAUGCAAAAGUUGCAAAUCAAAGAGCUGGAAUAUUGCAGGAAAUCUCUGGUCUAUUCUCCCCUCGACGGAAUGGUGAUGAUGAAUGAAACUGGUGCUGCCCGACGCCCCCGCCAGAACAGUUUCGAGACAAUGCUGCAGCUCGAUCAUGCGCAACAAGUGGCGCAACAGAAUGAAUUUGCCGAUUUGCACAAUUUCAUGCAGCAAGAACAGCAACGUCGUCCAACGGAUAUCUUCGGUCAACCCGUCACCGCCAACAACGCUGCAGGCAUCUCCUAUGCUUGCGAAGUCUUAACUUUUGGACGGUCCAACCACUUGGCUCUGGGAGUGCAGGGGGGCAAAAAUCACGAGGAGCGCACGUCCAACAAGGCGUCCUCGUCCGAUUCCACCACCACUCUGCGUCCCUACCGAGUGCAAGAAUUUGCACAGGAGCGUGUCGGUCGAGACGGUUCGGCAGUGGCGGUCGCUGCGGCAGCUCAUCAUACCCUUGUGGCGACUCGUCAGGGACACUUGUAUGCGUUUGGAGUUGGAACGGGUGGGCGUCUCGGGACUGGUGAUAAUGAAAGGCAUUGUCCGGCGCCAACCCGAGUGCUGGGACCUCUCCAAAAGCGACGUGUUGUAGCCAUUGCCGCGGCCGAGAAUCACAGUCUCUGUGUUACAUCCGAAGGGGUGGUGUAUGCCUUUGGAAGCAACCGGUUCGGGCAACUUGGAUUUACGGGAGGUGAUACCAGUAGCAGCAACGAUUCUGGAUCACGGUGUUGCCUGCCUCGACGGGUCGACGAUUUGUGGAAAAAGCACGUGUCGUGCAUCGGUGUGGCGGCAGGAGAAAAACAUUCAGUGGCUCUCAGUCAAAAGGGCGAAGUCUAUGUGUGGGGCUGCAAUGCUUCGGGGCAGCUUGGAAUCAACCAUCGUCGAAGUGCGAGCAACAGCGGUGCGGCCCAUAAAGUACAACGCGUCGAUUCCUUGUGGAACAAUGAAAAGACCCGAGUAUGUUUCCAAGUCGCAGCCUCUGCUCAAGCAACGUUGGUGUUGGCCAAGCCUAGCCCUGGUGGACUCCCAGUGAAUCAAGUGUACGCAUGGGGACAUGGCAACCAUGUACCAGCCAAGGUGCACUUCUCGGACCCCACGGAAGGCGGUCGUCCACGAGGACAAAGCAAGGAGAAUGUGUUCUUGGCGGCAGGAUCUGGAGGACGUUCCGUUAAUCCCAUUGCCAUUGCCUGUGCACGCCAUCACAGCGCCGCCAUUACGUCAGACGGAAGAGUGUACACGUGGGGCUUCCAUGCCGACACGCUGGGCGCUUCCACCAAAGCCAAGGCGGCAAACAAGAGUCCUAAUUCCAGGCCUCAGCUUGUUACGGGUAUGUUACCCGAAGAAGGUGGUGGAUUUGCAGUUGCCGUUUCCACAUCUGAGAAUCACACUGCUGUCGUGACGAACGAUGGAUCGCUGUUCACGUGGGGCGCGAGUUACGGGAAAGGUGUCAUGGGUCACGAAGGCGUUCGAUGGCAGCCCAGUCCGAAACGCGUUGGUGGGGUCAGUCGAGCGGUGGGGAUAUCGGCUGCAAAAGAGCACACUGUGCUCUUAAUGGGUGCGUCUUUCCCAUCCCCAGUCGCCAUGUCCACUAGGCGCAAUGCAACUCUGGAACUGUUGGCUGCGCAGGAGGUUGUCAAGCACGUGGAUUUGUUCAAUGCUUUGCCGAUCUUGAUGACAGCAGAACGAACAAACUGUCGUUAUCUCAUGGACCACUGCCGCUCCUUCGUUCGCCUCAACAUUGACGGUGUAUUAAAUGUUGGCCAGAAAAGUACGAUGGAAAUGUACUUGAAGGAACAUGUUGCCAACGGGCUGCUCCUUUUGGAUGAAGAUCCAAGGGAUCGACGAGAGCGGCCGCUUGUAUUGGAUAUUGCCUUGGCGACUUAUAGCGGUCGGAAAGGGAUGCUUGAAGGCGAAACUGUGCCAGCGGAUCCAGUCGAGUGGAUUCAAGCUUGCCAAAAGUUGUCAAAGAAUGAAUCGUUGAGUUCAUUGCUGCAUCGAAUGAGAAGAGCCGCGACGUCAAGACCUUCGUUGGCCUCUAACGCAAAACUCCUCCGCCGACGUUCCUCAUCAUCUGUUGGGUCGGCAGGCGAGGCUGAAAGUGGUGGUAGGAAGAGGUCAGGUAGCGUUACCUCGGAUCCUGAAAGGGAUAGGAAGAUGUCCUCAUCGGAGCGUUGCAUCAUGUUGACAACAAAUAUGGAUUUAUCGACAAGGGAGCACGUUCAGGCAAAGUAUGAUUGCUUGACAAGAGAAGUCCGUGGUCUCAAGAAGCGGCUGAGCCAGAUUGCUAAGCUGGAAGCCGUGGACGCCAUGGACGCUCAGGAAAACCCUGACGACCCAGCCAUGCUUUCCGCUGAUCAGAGAGAAAAGAUUGCUCGACGUCCGCAGCUUGAGUCCGAGCUCUGCAUUUUCGAAUCCGCGUUGGAGCGCGUAGAACGACGGAUGCUGCAAUUCAACCUGAAGCUGAAGAAGCCAACUGCUGGAUGUGCAGAUGAAAGCAAGGGGAAAACCGAACUAACGGACUCUGAGAAAUCUUCCGGGAAGGUACCACCGACUUCCGAGAUGAUGAAAGAAGAGACAGCCCCUGGCUCCGAAAAGGUUUCCUUGCGGUGUAGCGCGUGCAAAAUAGCUUGCCCCGACGAGAAGAGCUUUGCCUUGCACAUGAAUGGACGGAAGCAUCGAAACCGUGUUGCCCAAGAAGCAGAGAAGGAGAAAGAGAGAGCCGCGGCGUCAAUGAUGGAAGAGCGUCACCGUCAGCAGAUGGGCGAGAUAAACAAGGGCGUUGAUUCACGAAGGGCCUCUCCGUCCACCAAGGUCUCGGCUUGGUCGAACUGCAAAGAGACAGGUGGCUCGUUUCAAUCGAAAUACAAGCUUUCUCCGCAAGAAAACCUUACCCAGGAGAUUGUCGAGAAACAACCCGGGAAACCGAAGAGUUUACAUGAGAUAAUGGAGGAAGAGGCAAAAGAGAAAGCAAAGACAAAGGUCUCGGUCGCCACCUCGACGAAGCUGCGUGCUACCUCGUCGCAGGCUUUGACGCUGCCACCUGGGUCAGCUUCAGCGUUGAAGUCACCUCCAUGGGGGAACAAGGCAAUGAUCCAGGCGAGUGCGGGUCUCAGAGUGCCGGCUUCGCCCAUUUUGACCAAGCCUUCGACUGGAUCACAGUGGCUCGGUGCAGGGUCGAAGGCGACGCCCAUUCAGCUUCCAGUUGGCGCUGCUCCGACGCUCAAGUCACCACCGUGGGCGACCAAGCCUGUGAAAACCUCGUUCCCGCAGACUUCUCCGCAACAAGUAUCGUCUCCAAAGCUGCUGGAUAGAUCACCAAUGGUUAUGCCAUCUUUCGGUGAUUUCCUUCAAAAGGCACCGAAGACCCCUCAAAGCCAUAGCCUACGUCCAUCCUCUUCACCUUGGUCGCCACCUGCUGUUGCUCGCAUUCCCGCGGCUUCGAAGCAACACGAGUCAAGUGUCAGCUUCCAGGUUAUCCAAAAACAAGAAGAAGACUUUAAGAAUGUUCAAGAUCAAAGCUAUCAAGACAACGGAAAGUGGUUCAUCGAACGUCGAGAACGAGCAGGGUCGUUUGCUACGAUUCAGGAGGCCGCCACGAAGCAGAGAGAAGAACAGUUGUUCAUCGAGGAACAGAAGCGGAUCGAGGAGCAUAUUCAACGAGAACAGGCUUUGAAGAAGAAAAAGGAAGACGCUCUGAAGAAGAAAAAGGAGAAAAGAAAGCGACAACAGGCAAAGAAAGCACAGAGCAAGAGCGAAGGAAACGACGGCGGACAAACAUCAAACCAGCAAUCUCAGCAGAAUCAAGGAGGCAAAAGCAAUCAGCAGCCAGCAGAGAAGAACAGUGCUCCUAAUGCAUCCAGCACCAAGAGCAAGAACGGCGGCAAUCGUCGAAACAGAAACAAAAACAGCGGAGCGAACAGAAGAACGCAAACGUCGUCGGUGGUAGACGAUGCUACGUCGGAUAAGAUGACGAAAUCAUGAGUUCGCUGGAGCUGGACAGCAAAGUUAAACAAUCUUUUUCACUUGCAGGUUUCCCACGCUUACGACGACGCCUCUCGUACACCAACGAUUUCGUCGUAUGAAGUCCUUGCUCGAUUGAAUCUAUCGGUUGGCAUGAAAGAAACUGUUCGCCUAAACACCAUCAAACAGGGCUGCCUUUCCUGCGCGGUCUAUCGGUUGGCAUGAAAGAAACUGUUCGCCUAAACACCAUCAAACAGGGCUGCCUUUCCUGCGCGGU
Seminavis robusta is the source of this 5639-nucleotide messenger RNA. The record is from the annotation of a GenBank genome assembly. NCBI's taxonomy places the organism in Eukaryota, Bacillariophyta, Bacillariophyceae, Naviculales, Naviculaceae.